Molecule: messenger RNA, 2429 nt
Organism: Juglans regia (Persian walnut)
Lineage: Eukaryota; Viridiplantae; Streptophyta; Magnoliopsida; Fagales; Juglandaceae
Product: CBL-interacting serine/threonine-protein kinase 23-like
Exons: 15
Coding region: 785-2155 (456 amino acids)
Biological process (GO): signal transduction; protein phosphorylation
Molecular function (GO): protein kinase activity; ATP binding
Source: RefSeq, a predicted model, not a curated record
GAUUGCAGUUGCAGUUCCUUGCUCCUCGUACCCGGUACCACUCUGCCGAACGGAUAUAUAUAUCGAUGAAACGAUAGUAAAACCACGAAACACACCGACCCCGAGUCCCAAUCGCACUGACAGUGACACCGCCUUCAAAGCUUCAAGCUCUUUCAGCGCAGCUCGGUUCAGUUCAGCUCCCGAAAACCACUCAAUUCGUGUCCGGAUCCAUUACGCCUGCUCCUAUUCCAUUAACAAAUCCGAAAACUUCUCUCCCUCGAGAUCCCUGCCUCUCGUAAAGUUUGCCUUUUUUUAUCCUUUCCUUUGUGUUGAUCUCGGACGCUCAUUUCCUUUUCUUGAUUAAUUCGUUCACAAUUCCAUAGCGUGCUGUUUUCUCACGGCCUUUGAGCUUUAUUAUUGCUAUUAUUAUAGUUUCCCUGUUCCUGGAUUUGGAUUCGUGGGGUUCAUGUCUGAUUCAACGCCCGGUGUCUCCCUCUCGUCUCUCCGAGUAAAACUGGAAGCCCGGGUUUGAUUUUCACAAGAGAUAAUAAGAGGGAUUUUAGGGCCAUUUGGUUUAUGUUUGAAUUUUAGUUUUCGAAAAACAAAGAGGAAAAAUGAGGAUGGCGAAGUCUCAGGUAUGGCAACCCUGCAAGAAGAAGAGAUCUUGAUCCGUAAGCUCUUCAGAGAGCGGAAUUCGAUUCUAGAGAGAGAGAGAGAGAGAGAGAGAGAGAGAGGGCGGAGAAGCUGAGGAAGUGAAGGGUUUCGAUUGUGGAGUGGAGUGAUUUUGAGAUUGGAGAGGGAGAAGAUGGCGUCGCGGUCCAGCAAUAACAGCAGGACACGCGUGGGGAAGUACGAGCUGGGUCGGACCCUGGGCGAGGGAAAUUUCGCCAAGGUCAAGUUCGCUCGGAACGUCGAGACCGGAGAGAAUGUGGCAAUCAAGAUUCUCGACAAAGAAAAGCUUCUCAAGCACAAGAUGAUCGUCCAGAUUAAACGUGAAAUCUCAACGAUGAAACUGAUAAGACACCCAAAUGUUAUCCGUAUGUAUGAGGCAAUGGCUAGCAAGACGAAGAUAUACAUUGUUUUGGAAUUUGUGACUGGUGGAGAACUUUUUGACAAAAUUGCAAGUAAAGGGAGGUUGAAGGAAGAUGAAGCUAGAAAGUAUUUUCAGCAACUUAUCGAUGCGGUGGACUACUGUCAUAGCAGAGGUGUAUUUCAUAGAGACCUAAAGCCAGAGAAUUUACUGCUGGAUGUUAAUGGAGUUCUUAAGGUUUCAGAUUUUGGAUUGAGUGCGCUACCACAACAAGUUCGAGAAGAUGGGUUGCUCCAUACAACAUGUGGUACGCCAAAUUAUGUUGCUCCAGAGGUGAUCAACAACAAAGGCUAUGAUGGAGCAAAGGCAGAUCUGUGGUCAUGCGGUGUGAUUCUUUUUGUCUUAAUGGCUGGCUAUUUACCUUUUGAAGAAUCCAACCUCGCAGCAUUAUAUAAAAAGAUAUUCAAGGCUGACUUCACAUGUCCCCCAUGGUUCUCCUCAAGUGCAAAGAAACUAAUUAAAAGAAUUCUGGACCCUAGUCCCUCAACACGGGUUACAAUUGCUGAGGUCAUUGAGAACGAGUGGUUUAAGAAAGGAUACAAGCCGCCUAGUUUUGAGGAAGCUGAUGUCAGUCCUGUUGAUGUGGAUGCUAUCUUCAAUGAAAUAGGAGAUUCCAGAGAGCUUGUUGUUGAGAGGCGGGAAGAAGGGCCCGUGGCACCGGUCACCAUGAAUGCAUUUGAGCUCAUCUCUACAUCUCAGGGCCUCAACCUCAGUAGUCUCUUUGAGAAGCAGAUGGGCUUUGUUAAAAGGGAAACAAGAUUCACAUCCAAAUCUCCUGCUAACGAGAUAAUCUCAAAAAUUGAGCAAGCUGCAAUGCCUCUUGGUUUCAAUGUAAAGAAAAGUAACUUCAAGUUGAAGCUUCAUGGUGAAAAAACUGGACGUAAAGGUCAUUUAGCUGUGGCAACGGAGAUUUUUGAGGUGGCGCCUUCACUCUACAUGGUUGAGGUUCGCAAGUCUAGAGGAGAUACACUAGAAUUUCACAAGUUCUAUAAGAGUCUCACAGCUGGGCUGAAAGAUAUUGUUUGGAAAACUGAUGAUGAAGCAGAGGAAAGAAAAGAAGGUGAAGGUGUUGUAGCAUCUGGAUAAGGGGUUGUUUCAUCUGGCAUUUAUGUUGUGAUCGUUCUCCCUAGGCUUCCUGGUGAAAUUAUUCGAAACGAUACAUCAUGGUUUGUACUGUUUGCAUGUUGAGUGUGUCGUCUUGAUCACUUGACCCUCUGAUUCUGAACUGGGUUCUUGACUAGACAGUGUGGAUGUUUCUUCUUUGUUCAAUUGGGUAUCAUCUCUCUCUUAUAUUUUUGUGAAAAAAGUUGAUGUACCCAAUUGUGGUUGAGAUUGGAGUAUUAAGUUGGUAUUACUUCUC